Messenger RNA from Tribolium madens (black flour beetle), 1384 nucleotides. Its product is annotated as paired box pox-meso protein. The record is from RefSeq and is a predicted model, not a curated record. The transcript has 3 exons. The coding region runs from base 242 to 997 and encodes 251 amino acids. Lineage: Eukaryota; Metazoa; Arthropoda; Insecta; Coleoptera; Tenebrionidae. Gene Ontology annotation, biological process: anatomical structure development; regulation of transcription by RNA polymerase II. Gene Ontology annotation, molecular function: DNA-binding transcription factor activity, RNA polymerase II-specific; RNA polymerase II cis-regulatory region sequence-specific DNA binding.
UGGUCUGAGAGAUUCAAAAGAACAGCUGUUGUGCGUUAUAGAUCCCUUUAGUUUUUUCAAUAAAUCGAACAUAUUGUUUUCAUAUAAUUAACUAAUUUCAUGGUUAAGUUAUAAUCAAUAUCUGUAUGUUGACAUUUCGCAGUUUGAAUAAUAUUCAAUUGAGUGAAGUGGCGGUUCUUUUUGUGUGGAUUGUGGAAUUUUAUUGUGCGUUGUGGCGGAGGAGUCCUGGAUUUUAUCGAUAAUGGAUACUGAAGGCCAAGUCCAGCAGUACGGAGAAGUCAACCAACUGGGUGGCGUCUUCGUCAACGGACGUCCUCUUCCCAACUCCGUACGUCUUAGAAUCGUCGAACUCUCACAAGUUGGAAUUCGUCCAUGCGAUAUCUCGCGGCAACUACGCGUCUCACACGGCUGUGUCUCAAAAAUCCUCGCCAGGUACCACGAAACCGGCUCCAUCCUCCCCGGCGCCAUCGGCGGCUCCAAACCCCGCGUCACGACCCCCAAAGUGGUGGCCUACAUCAAAGACCUCAAACAAAAAGACCCCGGGAUCUUCGCCUGGGAGAUCCGCGACCGCCUCCUCUCUGACGGAAUAUGCGACAAGUACAACGUCCCCUCCGUGAGCUCCAUCAGCCGGAUCCUCCGGAACAAAAUCGGAUCCCUGGUCCACACGGCGCCUCAUUCGCACUCCCUCUACAACGCCAUCUACCCCAGCUACCCCUACCCGCAACAAAAGCUGCAAACGCCGCCCCCUCAACGCCACGCCACCGCUCCCUGCUGGCCUAGUUCGCACUCAGUGUCGGAUAUUUUGGCGGGAGUGCACGCGGCGGCCUUCCGGACGCCCCACGGCGCGCCCGGAGGAGUCCCCGGAGGCGCGCCGGCACCAGACAGUGCACAAAACUACAACUAUUACAUGUAUCUGCAAAGCGGCAACACUGCCAUGCAUAUGGUCAAUCCGGGGAUUAACUCGCAUCCCUUGACGGCGCCGGGGACGCAUCUCUGAUCUGUGAGUUUGUUAUAGGUAUAACAAGACGAUAUGCUUGUGUUUUGUAUGCUUGUGAAGCUUUAAAAUGUAUAAUGUUAAGAACAUGAAACAUGUUUGUACAUAAAUAAUUUUAAGAUGCUUAAACAGUGCCUUUUGGUGCGUGUUGUUAUUCGAAUUAAAUUUGACACCAGUACUGUUUCUUGAACAACGUUAUUGUGUAAGUAGGUGCGUUAUUUAUUAUUAAUAGUAAUUUAUUUGAAAUUAUCGCAAUUAUUGUUUCGUUUUUGUUUCAUACACAACAUUAUUACACGAAUAAAAUUGUGUUUUUGCAAGAAUUGGGUUAUUUUGUAAAUAUUUUUUCAUGUAACAUGAAAAGUGUAUUACUGAUGCUUGAAAUAUAUUAUU